Corythoichthys intestinalis (scribbled pipefish) is the source of this 2497-nucleotide messenger RNA. It is a transcript of the gene nol7, whose product is annotated as nucleolar protein 7. The record is from RefSeq and is a predicted model, not a curated record. The transcript is spliced from 7 exons. Lineage: Eukaryota; Metazoa; Chordata; Actinopteri; Syngnathiformes; Syngnathidae. Gene Ontology annotation, molecular function: RNA binding. Gene Ontology annotation, cellular component: nucleus; nucleolus. Bases 16 to 828 code for a protein of 270 amino acids.
AGCAGGAGCAACAAGAUGGUCAACUCGUGCAUCGUACGUGGCGUGCGUUGUCUCUCUUCUCCGAGUCCGAGUAGCGGAUCGAUUUGUGUGACGGAAGUGGGCGAAUCCUAUUGCCGGAACUACGUCACCAGGACAGCCCCGCACGCACGCAUACACCGUCCCAAUAUGGCGCCCAAACAACGUGCCGCUAAGUCCGACUCUUCCAAAAUGAACAAGAGCGACGACAGGUCAGAUGGUUUUUGUUUGGAAAUGAGCUCCAGCGACGACGAGGCCCCCGAAGAGGUCACCUUUGAGGACUCCAAGGCCCAGGCGCUGAGGAGCGUCGAGCUGGCGCUAAAAGACGCGAGAAGGGAGAAAGAUUUGCUAAAGGAGAAGAGGAAGAAGCGGCAGGAACUAUUCCAGGAACAGAAGAGGAGGAAACUUCUUUCCGCUGAACUUCUGGAAGAAAUUGACGCAUCAGAGAAGCAAAGCCAGCAAGAAGCCGGGGACGUCCCUCAAGAUGACAUGCGACAGGAGACGAAACGCAGGAAGAAAAAAAGACUUCAUCACUCUAAAAAACUUAAGGCUAACUGCAAGGUGACGAUGGCAAAGAAUCAAGCGUCGGCGUCUUUCCAGCAGAAGGCUGCCGAAGAUUUCUUACAGUCGCGGCUUUACGGCGCCGGAAGUUGCCGUGUCACCAGCACUCAGCUGCUGUCCCUUCAAAAUAAGACCGCGAGGACCAAAGGUGCAGCAAUUGAUUUCGUCAAGAGCCAAUGGGCUCUAAAGCAAAAGAGCAAAGCGGAGAAGUUGAACCUCAGGUGGAUACGCAAGCACGUUCCUUCCAGCUGAUUGGACGCUUACGAAGACACGCCCACGUUGUACACCAAGCAUUUGGACUUUCGGGACAUUUUGUCAAUCCCCAGAUGAAAUGCUGCCCACUUUCUGUUUGCUUGAGGACCAAUCACAGGUUGAUCUUUUAGACAGAAACAUGUUGCCACGGCAACCGAGACUUGGAUUGCAUUUUUUCUGUCAUUUGUGGACUGGCAGGUGAAUGAUUUUCAGUGGAAUUGACGGUAAUAGAUAUCCAAUACAUUUUUUAGGGGGAGGGGCUGUGGCUUGGAUGUCUAUUGCCAUCAAUGAGUUAAUAAAAAUCUGUUUACGUUCACACAAGUCCCGUUAUUUCUGUUCAAAAUGGGACAUUAACUGCUACAAACUUUGCGCCCUUGGUCCAUCGCAGAUUUUUUUUUUCCAAUUAAUAAAUACAUUAUUUUAUAGAGAUGUCCUGGUCCGAUCACGUACAGCCUUUCACUGCGCCUCAUGCUGCUUUUCUUUCUCAGCAGGCAGCUGCAGUUUGGUCGUUAAAGUCAGUGUUCUCACCAGAGGUGGGCAGUAAUGCGUUACCAUAGACUUCAUAACUAUUGACCUGACACUUCGUCAUUCUUUGCGUCACACUUUACCACAGGGGGCCGAGCUUGAUGCUUCAUUUAGUAAUAGUCAGCCGAAGACUGCACACGCUCAUGUCAGAUUUGAGCUUGGGUUUUACAAAAGCUGUACCGCAUACAAACAGGAAGGAUUGUCUCAGGAGUGAUUUAUUCGAGGAUGUAAUGUAAAUAUAUUUUAUUGUACCAUGCAUGCAUUUUGAAACGUGAAAAUUCAAUGUGAGAAUGGGAACCACUACGGCAUUGGCGUCAUUCUUCAACAUAUAUACGUAAAAUAGAUGCAUAACUGCCCGUUUUUUUGCUCGUUUAACAAAGACUCGAGAGUUUUACAUUCAUAUCUAUGAAGAAUUCCGUGAUUUAAGAAUUUAUUCGCAAGAAUUUUCGCCAGAAAAGCUCUAGUUAUAUCAGGCGGCCGCUAGCCUCAUUCGUUAACGGAGUAGCCAUAUAUAUAAAUAUAUAUACAGUGGGGAGAACAAGUAUUUGAUACACUGCCAAUGGGAAAACCCAUUGACAGUAUCAAAUACUUGUUCUCCCCACUGUAUAUAUAAAUAUAUACACAGUAUAUACAUAUAUACACUAGGGCUGAACGAUAUUGAAAAAAACUAUUGCUGCGAUUUUUUGGGGGUUUGCGAUAUAUUGCGAUAUUAUAUUGCAAUAUUUUAAAAAAUGUAUAUAUAUUUUUUUCAAGAAAUUUUCACAAGAUGACUUAAAUAGCUGUUUGGAAAGACUUUAGAUGACUCACCAUCACCACAGUGUACAGUCAUCCCUUGUUUUUCGCGGUUAAUGGGGACCAGAACCCGCCGCGAUAAGUGAAAAACCACGAAGUAGCGCACCUCCCCCAUUUUUUUGUUUUUUUUUUGUGUGUGUUUUUUGUGCCCAAUGUAUUUAUUCAGAUUUAGCAUUGGAAAGAGAUACAUAUAAGACAUGAUUUUUUCUCACUUUCCCCCCCAAAGUGAUUUAAAAAAUGUAUAUAAAUAAAUGGUUUUUAAGCACUUCAAAUGUCAUAAUUAUCAUAAGUUUUAAACAUAACUGUCCAACCAAAUCAUUUUUGAACAAGAAUAAAGUACUGUAGCAGAUAA